AUGAAAGACAUAGGAGGAGGUGGUGCCAUUAUUAAUGGAAGUGAAAAUUUAAGGGUCUCUAACCCUUCAAAGUCUUCCGUUGGUCCUCCUUUGACAGCCAUAGAAAGGUUUUUGUGGGGACAACAGAGCCAUUCCUCUCGGCAACAGCCACAGAAUGGUGCAAACAAUGUCCAUGCAAGUGUUUUCGAUGGUUUUGGUGGCUCAAACUACAACGUUUUGUGGCAUAAUGGUGGUAGAGAAGUGAACUUUGUUGAACAGCUUUUAGCAAAUGAAGUGGUGGCUCUGAAUUGGACUCAACAAGUUCCUCCACUGUGCUUGAAAGAAGAUUUGCAUGUGUCAGGGAAGAACAGAAAAGGGGUGGGACGAAAACCUAAGGAAGGGUCUUCUGUACCUUGGAUCAAAGGCCAGUGGACCGAAGAAGAAGACAGGAAACUGGUGAAGUUGGUGAAGCAACAUGGUACAGGAAAAUGGUCUCAGAUUGCAGAAAAGUUGGAUGGAAGGGCUGGGAAACAGUGUAGAGAGAGAUGGCAUAAUCAUCUGCGUCCUGAUAUUAAGAAAGAUGCUUGGAGUGAAGAAGAAGAAAAGAUCUUAGUAAAAUAUCACGCCAAACUUGGAAACCGCUGGGCGGAGAUUGCAAAGCAAAUGAAAGGAAGAACUGAAAAUGCAAUAAAAAACCAUUGGAAUGCCACAAAGAGGAGACAAAACUCAAGAAGAAAGAACAAAAGAACAGGAAUCGUAAAUGGAAAGCCAUUGUCCUCUAUUCUGCAAGACUACAUCAAAAGUCUGUCUCUCAGCAACACUUCAACUACCUCUGUGGAACAAACAUUUGCUUCCCAACACUUAUCCGACAUUGCCACCAACAACAAUUUUUCACUAAUGUCUGAUUCCUAUGAUGAUGAGACAUUUUUCAUGCAACAACUUUUCGAUGAAAACAAUGCCAUCGUUGAAUCCGUUAAGCAGACAAAAACUAUCAACAACUCUUCUCCAGGCUUUGAUAGUUAUCAUCAUCAUCAUCAUCAUCAAACCAUCAACAAUAUUCAGCUUCUCACUGAACUCGCUCAAUCAGGGUCUGUUGUUCAUUCCAACCUAAACACAAACUCACACGUGUCCUUUGAUGAGAGUGUUUUCCCCCCUAAAAGAACAACUACUGCUGUCAACUACCUUGGUUUUGAUGUCUGUCUCUCUCAUUUGCAUAAUGGAACUGCUGGUUCAUCAUUUUUCUGCAAUAAUGGGAUUCAGAACCAGAACACGGAGUUGCAGUUGGGGAAGCAAGAUUGGUUAUGGGAAAGAGAGAUUGGGAUAUAG
This is a messenger RNA of Vigna unguiculata (cowpea), 1305 nucleotides long. RefSeq names its product transcription factor MYB119-like. The record is from RefSeq and is a predicted model, not a curated record. Gene Ontology annotation, cellular component: nucleus. Gene Ontology annotation, molecular function: RNA polymerase II cis-regulatory region sequence-specific DNA binding; DNA-binding transcription factor activity, RNA polymerase II-specific. NCBI's taxonomy places the organism in Eukaryota, Viridiplantae, Streptophyta, Magnoliopsida, Fabales, Fabaceae. Gene Ontology annotation, biological process: regulation of DNA-templated transcription.